Sporisorium graminicola is the source of this 1698-nucleotide messenger RNA. RefSeq lists its product as uncharacterized. Gene Ontology annotation, biological process: peptidyl-lysine trimethylation; peptidyl-lysine monomethylation. Lineage: Eukaryota; Fungi; Basidiomycota; Ustilaginomycetes; Ustilaginales; Ustilaginaceae. Bases 1 to 1698 code for a protein of 565 amino acids. The record is from RefSeq and is a predicted model, not a curated record. The transcript has a single exon. Gene Ontology annotation, molecular function: protein-lysine N-methyltransferase activity.
AUGGCGAGGGACAGCAGCUCGGUAGUAGAGCAAAACAGGCUGCUCACGCAACUGCUCUCGCUCAGCCUGGCCAACUCCAAACUAUCGAAAGAGGAUCUUCUAGUUCAGGUCUCGGACCAAGUGCCUGCAGGCCGCGGACUGGUUUUCACCCGUCGCAUCGAAUCAGAGCAAGCAGUGCUGACAUUGCCGUUCGACACGCUGAUUAACAUCAAGAGCUACAAGUCGUUCUUGCAUCCAGACACGCUUCCAAGUGCUGUCGAUAUCGCAGGGAGUGAUCACAAGAGCAAAAGCAAACGGAGGCUAUCGUCUGCACAGUUGCUGUCGUUGCUUCUUGCCCGAGCUCAGCUCGAGCUCGCGUUGGGACGAACGAGAACGAGCGCAGAGACAACAAGCAAGCACGAAGCUCUGCAGCUGUUCAUCCGUACCUUACCGGAAAGGUUCGACACGGUGCCAUUGACGUGGUUCUUGCUAGCCCGUCGACUUGCGCACGACGAAGAGCUUGAGGCGGCAGCGACGUGGAAACAGCGCUUCUUCCAAUCUUUGCUCCAAGCACUACCGCCUCACAGCCAGCACCUAGAACGCAAAGUGCGCCAACGUUUCGAACGAGACUGGCUUUGCUUGUGCACCCUCCGAGACUCGAACUGCGACCUGCUCGCCGAACCAGUCUUGCUCGCCUCAAAUCCGGACCUAGCUCGCGCCCUCGUCCGCGCCAUCGAUGUCGACACCUUCCUCUGGGCGUGGCUGUGCGUCAACACGCGCUGCGUAUUCCUCCCACUCUGUCUCGCAGACCAUGCGGACAACUUCACCCUCGCACCCAUGCUCGACAUGGCCAACCACACCUCGGAUCCGUCGUUCGAGUGCAAAGUGCGCUAUGCUGCCGACGGCGGGCUUGAAAUGUACGCUCCCAGCGGCUCUGACGCUGAAACGUGCGUAGCUGUGCCUGGCGACGAAUGUUUCAUCACCUACGGUCCGCACUCAAACGAGAAUCUGCUUUCCGAGUACGGGUUUGUGCUUCCGGCUCAAUUGGAGUUUGGGCGCGAUCAGGCAGCGGAUGACGAGCUGACGUGGCGUGGGAGCAGAUACGUCGAUGUGCUGAUGGACGAGCAAGUGGAAAGCUUGUUCAAGGCGCAAGGUGCGGAUGGCGAAGCAAAGAUUGAGUUACUACAGAACAGAGGCUACUGGGGCGAGUUCACCGCACAUCCUUACCCUGAGCCUGCGCACCCAUCCCAUCGACUCAUCCCGGCACUGCGACUCGCCGCGCUCGACCUAGGCUCCUCUUCACCGUCCAAGACUGCUAGCAAAAUCGCCAAAGUCAAAGCUCAGCCCGGAGUGAAAGCGGGAAAGAAGGUGCCGUUUCGUGCUCAGGAUGGAAUAUCCGACCUGGAAAAGUGGGAGGAGACGCUCGCGGGAUAUCGCGAUACAGUGUCGCCGGAGAACGAACAGCAAGCUCGAGACAUCUUGAUUGAUCUGUGCACUGCGCGUCGGAAAGAAACCGACACGGCUCGUAGACACCUCGCUGCGGCACAGGGCAUCCUCGAAUCGCAUCGUAGCGAUGCGCAGACAAGCAAUGGUAUUCGAUCUGAGCCGGAUUACGACGGAUGCAAGCUCAGCUUGGCCUUCGUGCAGCAGCUGAUUGAGGAGGAGGAGGCGGUGCUCCGGCUGGUCAGUCAAGCUGCGCGCGAUCAAGCCGAGUGGUGA